AAAAAUUUUAUAUCAUAAUUGUUUUAUUCUUAAUUGUCAAUUUCUUUAAAUUUCAAUGCUUAAAAUUUACUUCAUACAUCACUGAACGUACUAUACGGACGCUCUUAUUUGAAAUAAGAAAACGAUGUAAAAGGCGAAUGCAUUGCAAAUACAGAUAGCUUCGAAGAAAUUUAAUGCUAUUUAGUGCCUUAAAUAUUUAUUGUAAAUUGAGUGUCAGAAAAUCCGUACAGGAGAACAAAAGCAAAACUGACAAGUGACGCUGUCGAAAUUAACAAGCAAAACAAACGCAAAUAAUCAAAAUUAAUUGCGCUCGGCAUUUCAUAUAAAUAUUUAUAAUUCGUUUUGUGUUGGCAAUCAUUGAUCAAAACCAUGUUACCUACAAGUGUUCGGAAAUCGAUUCGAUUCUCUGAUGCCAGGCUUUAUACUGAAAACGUAACAGAACUUCCACCAAAUGAUGAUGAAGAAGAGCGACGUUUGGCACGUCGCCGUACUUUAUUAAGGCAAAUUUUGAUGGAUGAAAACCAAAAUCUAGAAAAAUGUUUGGAAAUUUAUAAAGACAAUAAAAUAAGUCGUGAUAAUGCAUGGUCCUUAUCAGUUAUUGAUACAUUGACUGUUUUGCUUGAGCGUCAUCAAAACUUUUUGAACAACUUUAGGGUUGCUUGUCCUUCGCUAGAAGCUUCAUCAAGGGUAUAUGGUUUACGCGUAGACUCUAUAUACGGAGACGUUAUGCGUAUUUCCGCAGGUUUAGCUGCAAAAAAAUUUAGCAGCAAGAAUGCAGAAGUUGAUGGUAUCGACGAUGUUGAUGAUUCCAAUGACCGAACUGAUAUAGCUAAUAAAUCGGUCGCUGAGGCGCAACCGGACACAAAUGCUAAUCCACCUAAACCAAAAAAGCGUGCACGGCGACAAAUAAGCACAAUUACGAAAAAUAAAGACACUUUAAAUGGUUUAUUAGAAACUGUUCCAAUGGAUGAUGUCAUCUUUGGCAAACUUAAUAGAGUUGGUGGCUCAAUAAAUUCAUCCAAACGUUUAAUGAAUAAUGUGUUACCGACAAACGAUUAUGAUUUAAAGUUGUGUACAAAGUUUAGUUAUUGGACGGGGAUUGAGAAUGAUAACACCGAUUAUACAUCAGAAAUUGAAGGUAAUUAUGCCCAAGAUGAUGUCCCUGCAAAUGUAUUUGGCGAAAUUGAAAAAGAAGAAACUGAUCUUAAAAAUAGUGAUGUGGAUAAAUUUGACGAAAUCAGGGAAGAAGGUGGUGAAAAUGAAGGAGAGAUCUUGCACAAAUGCUCUAAAAACUUAUUUAUUAGAUCACUACAUACUGGUUAUAUUAUUUCAAAAAAGAAUAAAAUAAAGUACGACGACGAAAAAGAAAAUACUUCUCCACUUAAUGUGAAUGAUCCCGAUGACACUCCACGAGUUUUAACACCAUCUGAAUUAGCUGUGCAAUUUGACAUGGAUGCUGAAUGUCAGCCAGUAUGUCUUGAUCCGGAAGCACCUAUGUUAGAUGUUGAUUUCUGUGAAUAUGAUGACUUAACAUCAGAGGAAGUAACUGCAAUAAAUAGAUGCCGAGGUUUACGCCAUUCAGCACAGAUUAUGGAGGAUUUACGUCCUACUGAUUCUUCAUCACAGUUGGAAUAUUCGUAUCGUCCUCUAAAUAAAAUCUCUAGAUUUUGGGCUGGUCCGUCCCAUUGGAAAUUUAAAGGACUUCGCCCAAGUCAGUCUACUUUACUAUUUUCAAGUAAUACUCAAAAUGGUCGACUAAUAAAUCAACGGGCACAACGUGCACAAGUGGUUAAGACACGUUCAAAACCUCUUAUAUUUGGAGUAGACGGCGACGAGAGUUUGUAUCUGCCUUAUGACAAGGCCACAAAUAAACAACGCCGUGCUAAUAUACACAAAAAAUGGGACCAACGCAAAUUAAAACUACCUACAGAUUUACUUGUUAAUAAAAAUACAUUUAUGCGUGGCUGGCUCGUACCUAGAGGUUAUGACAUACAAAAUUCAAAUCUUCGUAAAACGGUGGCUAAUAAAUCGGCUGGUACUAUUGCGAAUUCCGUUGUUCAGCCUGAUGAUGAUGAACAUUGUGCGGAUAACGAUGUAUUCAUAGAUCAUCUUGACAUGUUAUCAGAUACUGAACAUUUACAGAGAGAUGAUGUAGGUGUUGAUUCUGAAUCGCAGGAGUGCAACGAUACGGUGUUGGAGAUUGCUACAGAAUUUGAUGGAGCACCUUCUCAAGUAAGCAUUGCAUUAUAUAAAAACAAUUUAACUAAUUAA
Molecule: messenger RNA, 2271 nt
Organism: Teleopsis dalmanni
Lineage: Eukaryota; Metazoa; Arthropoda; Insecta; Diptera; Diopsidae
Product: condensin complex subunit 2-like
Exons: 6
Coding region: 370-2271 (633 amino acids)
Biological process (GO): mitotic chromosome condensation
Cellular component (GO): condensin complex
Molecular function (GO): chromatin binding
Source: RefSeq, a predicted model, not a curated record